UCCGUGCUGGCGGGGCCCGCGCCGCCGCCAUGGCGCAGAGCGGGCCGAGCGUGACGCUGUCCCUCACGCUGCCCAUCACCUGCCACAUCUGCCUGGGGAAGGUCCGUCACCCAGUCAUCUGUGUCAACAACCAUGUCUUCUGUUCCAUUUGUAUUGAUGUGUGGCUGAAGAACAAUAAUCAGUGUCCAGCUUGCAGGAUUCCUAUCACACCUGAAAAUCCCUGCAAGGAAAUUAUAGGAGGAACAAGUGAAAGUGAUCCUGUGUUUAGUCCAGCAGUCAGAAAACACCUGCGUAAAACUAGGCUUGAAUUACUCCACAAAGAAUAUGAGGAUGAAAUAGAAUGCCUGCAAAAAGAAGUGGAAGAUCUGAGAGGUAAAAAUCUCGGUUUACAGACGCAGCUGAAAUCUCUUCUGGAUCCUACAGUGUCAGGUUUAUCUUGCCAAAAUGAGGAAACUAGCCAGUCAACAGAUGAAGCAAGUACCACUGGUCCAGAAACCCUGGAGGAAUGGAGCAAAAAGCUUAAAGCUGCCAAUGAUAUAUGUGAAAAAGUGAUAGAUAAUGUGGAAAAGUUGAAAGAGGCAAAUAAGAAACUGAGCAUGGAAAAUAAUAGCCUUUUAAGAGAGAAUUUGCGACUAAAAGCUGAAGUUGAUAGUAGAUCACCCCAAAAGUUUGGUAGGUUUACAGUAGCUGCACUUCAGUCCAAAGUAGAACAGAGUGAACGUGAAAUGAACCGCCUAAAAAAGGCACUGGAAAGAAGUGAUAAAUACAUAGAAGAAAUGGAGUGUCAGCUUUUACAGCUGAAAAGCGCAGGUGAAGGAACCCAAACUGUGAGUACAGUUAGUGAGAGAGCACUUUCCACAGAUACUAAAGUACCUGAGAGCGUUGAAGAAGACACGACACAUUUGAAAAGCCAGGCUGAAUGCUUAGAGAAAGAAGUUUUGACUACCAGUCAAAGUCCUGAAAGUCUUGAACAGCUGACAGGUGGUGGAACAUGUUCAAGUUCUUCUAGUCAAGAUGGUCUGAAUGGGCCAAACACCCAGUGUGCUUCAAAGAAAGAGCUAUUUCCAGGAUGUCAGGGAGUUCUCCUAGAUGAAGGCACUACAAAUAUGGAUGCCUGCUUAGAACAGCAGUGGAAUAAAAUUGAGGAAUGUACCCCAUUUAAGGAUGAAGAACUUUAUGAGCUUCCAGCACCAUGCACUCCUUUUCUAUCUCUCAGUCGCCUUCAGUUGAACACUCCUGAGGGAAAAGAAAACACAAGGAAGCCAUCAACCUUUCUGAGAAAACUGAAAUUUGAAGAGUUUUGUGACAGUUCAGAUAACUGCAGCAAAGAUUCUCCAGAACACAGCAUAAGCAGCUGUAAUAGUGAAAAGAAGCUAAACUGUUUUACUACAGGAAAAUCAGGUUUCUGGGGGACCUGCCCAGCAAACUUUGCUGAGAACUUAGAUUUUGAUGAAUCAGAGCAAAAUACAGUAGCUAGUCAGUCAGAUGAAACACCAGCAAAGUCCAGUGAUAAAACAUGUUCAUGUUUACCUAAAAAGUUGCAUACUCUCUGCUCAUCUGAAAUGAACCGCACAAGAACCUCCAGUGAGGCAUCUAUGGAUGCUGCCUACCUCGAUAAAAUUUCUGAGUUGGACUCAAUGAUGUCUGAAUCAGACAAUAGCAAGAGUCCAUGCUAUAAUUUUAAGUCCUCUGACCUUGAUAAUUCUUCAAAGUCAACAGAGUGCUCUAAGCUUCUGAAUGAAACUGAGAAGAAACUGGAAGAAAUGGAUGAGGAACAGAGUAUGAAGAGUCCAGAGGCAAGUGACCCAUCAGUUGACAGAACUGGCUGGAAAACUACUAUGUUUUCCAUUCCAUCCCCAUCUGAGUUAGAUAUGAAUGACCACUUCCCAUUGUUUGCAGGCCAGAACGUAGCGGCUAGUGAAAUCAAACCUCCAAACUGUUUAUUUCAAAGAGAAUUUUCCCAGAGUUUACUAUUCAGUAACUCACAGAGGCUAUUUGAGGAUCAAAAGUUUGGUUCCUGCUUUUUAAAGAUGUCAUCUGACCUACACAAUCAGCUCAACACUCCUUGGGUUUCUCCCUUUAUUCCUGAAAGGAAAAAUAAAAAUGUCAGUCAGUCAACCAAGAGGAAAAUUCAGAGCGGCCUUUCUAGUGCUAGUCCAUCAAAAACUACCAAAAACUGAUUCUAACUAGAAGUAAAAUAUGACUCAAAGUUGUCAACCUGUGAAUGCUUAAUAUUUCUCAAGUGAACCUCAUUUUUAAUGACUUCCAUGCAAUCUGGUCAUGUCCUUUUUUGACCAACUGAAAACUGAAUGUUCCCUUGCCCCUAACAAGCUCUUUCCUAGGGAAGAACCAUUCCACAUUCUCUUCUUUGGCACAGCAUUUUGUUUACUUGGAUAUAUAUUUUGUUUUGUUUUGUUUUGUUUUGUUUUUGUUGUCUGGUUACAUGACCUUCCAGUUGUGAGCACAGUUAACAGCUUCCUUGAAUAGGAUAGUUCUAAGUGGUCUUGUCAAAUCAGCCAUUUACAUAAGGGAAAAAUUUGCUUUAAAGGUUAUGUUUCCCAUUACUGAAGGUUACAUUUUGUGCGUGCAAGGCAGGUGCUGGCUAUACUAUGGUUUCAUGAAAUUCAUGUCAAUUUUGCCAUAAAACUUGUCUCCCACAGAAAAUUUUGCUGCUUAGACUGUUUCAUAGCACUGUACUGUACUGAAACUCUUGUUUUAAUAGUUAUAAGGUAGCAGCCUCUUUCUUUUCAGGGUUACAGCACUUCAGUUAGAAAAUGUCUCUUCUUUAAGAUUGCAAACAUGGCUUGUAUUUUUGGAAGUUAAGCACAGUUUUUAAUUUUGUUCCCCAAAAGCAUUGUUAUUCUAAAUGUGUUCAGUAUGCCUGUAUAGAUGAUAAAAAUGGGUUUGUAUGCUAAUGACUUGUUUACCUAAUGUGCACUGAACAUUUUACAUUAAUACUGUACCAUUUUACAUUAAUACU
Rhea pennata is the source of this 2980-nucleotide messenger RNA. It is a transcript of the gene OBI1, whose product is annotated as ORC ubiquitin ligase 1. Bases 30 to 2180 code for a protein of 716 amino acids. Gene Ontology annotation, biological process: protein monoubiquitination; regulation of DNA replication. The transcript is spliced from 6 exons. Gene Ontology annotation, molecular function: ubiquitin-protein transferase activity. NCBI's taxonomy places the organism in Eukaryota, Metazoa, Chordata, Aves, Rheiformes, Rheidae. The record is from RefSeq and is a predicted model, not a curated record.